Molecule: messenger RNA, 549 nt
Organism: Acomys russatus (golden spiny mouse)
Lineage: Eukaryota; Metazoa; Chordata; Mammalia; Rodentia; Muridae
Gene: Fthl17
Product: ferritin heavy chain like 17
Exons: 1
Coding region: 1-549 (182 amino acids)
Biological process (GO): intracellular iron ion homeostasis; iron ion transport
Cellular component (GO): cytoplasm
Molecular function (GO): ferric iron binding; ferrous iron binding
Source: RefSeq, a predicted model, not a curated record
AUGGCCGAAACUCUUUCUCACCUCCAACAGCAAUACCUGAAUGAGUCUAACGCUGCCAUCAACUCGCAGAUCCAGCUGCAGCUGUAUGCCACGUACAUCUACCUCUCCAUGGCUGCCUUCUGCAACCAAGAUGAAGUGGCCCUGAGGUACUUCGCGCUCUUCUUCCUCCGUCAGUCACAGAAGUGGAUGAGCCGCACUGAGAUGCUCUUCGGCCUGCUGACCCAGCGCCGUGGCUCCCUAAUGCUUGGGAGAAUUGCCGAUCAAGACCGCCAGGAUUGGAUGGAUGGCCUCAUGGCGAUGGAGUGCGCAUUCCAUCUGGAGAAGACGCUCAACCAGAGCCUUCUGCAGCUGCACCAGCUGGCAAACAGCAACGGCGACAUCUCCCUGUGCAGCUUCCUGAAGCACCACUUCGUGCCACAACAGGUAAAAAUCAUCAAGGAGAUGGGCGGCUACCUGACCAACCUGCGUAACAUGGGGGCUCCAAAAAAUCGAAUGGCUGAGUACCUCUUCGACAAGCUCACCAUGGCAGACAUCAUCAAAGAGAGCUAA